AUUUGAUUUUUUGAAUCUUGGUUAUAUUAAACUUAUUCAUCAAACAUUACGUACACCAAUCUUCCUUUAAUCUUUGGAAAGGCAUGGAGGUAGCCAAAUUGUUGUACAUAGUAGUGGUGGAAGAUGAUAAUAAUAUUGGUCGUCAAGAUGACAUGUCAUCAUUUAGGUACACUCGUCAUGUUCUUCAAAGCACUUUGCAGUUAAUGGGUUGUAAAGCUCGUCACGCCUUCAAGAUUAGUCAAAGGGUAUUUGAGAUUACGAGAACAGAAUGCUCAGGGGAUACUUUAGAUGCUAUGGGUGUUAUUAAAACUGGAAAGGAUUUCCUAAAAGUCCAUCCUUAUGGUAAAGAGAAUGAUAAAGGAGAAGGAAGCUUAAAGAAUGAUAAUGAUGAUGAGAAAAUUAAGAGUAUUCCCUUUGAAUCGUAUAAGAAGCGUACAACGGUUAUUGUUAAAAGGAAGAGGUUCAUUGAUGUUGUUUGUGAUGCUCUUGCUGAAUACAAGUAUGUUGGUCCUAAUCAGAGGGCGGAUUUGGUUUUAGCUUGCAGAAUCCGUGAAAGAAAGGAGUCUGUAACAGUGCUACUAUGUGGGACGAGUGGAUGUGGCAAAUCUACAUUGUCUGCUUUGCUGGCUAGCAGGUUAGGGAUCACAACGGUUAUAUCUACGGACUCAAUUCGGCACAUGAUGAGGAGCUUUGUUGAUGAAAAGCAAAAUCCCCUGCUCUGGUCUUCUACAUACCAUGCAGGAGAGCAUCUAGAUCCAGUGGCUGUUUCAGAAGCUAAAGCCAAACGAAAAGCAAAUAAACAAGGAAAUAUCUCGCCUCAAUCACAACUCAAAAAUGGUCCAUUUGAUGCUUCAACACGACUACCUCAUGAUGGUUCUGAUUCUACCACAGUAGACUUGAUCAGCCCUAAACAAAUGGCAAUCGAAGGCUUUAAAGCACAGAGCGAGAUGGUUAUUGAUAGUCUUGAUCGACUCAUCACAGCAUGGGAAGAAAGAAAAGAAUCGGUUGUUGUGGAGGGUGUUCACUUGAGCCUUAACUUUGUGAUGGGGUUGAUGAAGAAACAUCCAUCAAUCAUACCAUUCAUGAUAUACAUCACGAAUGAGGACAAACACAUGGAAAGAUUUGCAGUACGUGCAAAGUACAUGACUUUAGACCCUUCCAAAAACAAAUAUGUAAAGUAUAUAAGAAACAUCAGAACAAUCCAAGAAUACCUUUGCAAUCGAGCAGAUAAACAUCUGGUGCCAAAAGUAAAUAAUACAAAUGUUGACAAGAGUGUUGCUGCAAUACAUGCCACGGUUUUCAGCUGCUUAAGAAGACGUGAGGCUGGAGAGCAGCUUUACGAUCCAACCACUAACACUGUUUCUGUAAUUGAUGAAGAAUAUAGAAAUCAGUGUGUGGCUAACUCACUGAGCUCAAAGGGAAUGUUUCAGUUGAUCCAAAGACAAGGUUCUUCAAGACAUUUAAUGGCUCUUCUAAAUGAUGAUGGAUCUGUUGCAAAAGCAUGGCCCGUAAAUUCUGUAGAUGCUGAUGGGAAGCCGAUCAUAGGACAUCCUGAUUAUGGACCUGUGCAGAUUGGAAAGGCUGAACCAGUUAACCUGCAAUUUGGUAACUUUGGAAUCAGUGCUUGGCCAACCGACCUUGGGUGCACCAGUCGGGCUAGUAGCGUUGACGAUUCUCGAGGCGAGCUUACUGAUAAUGGUAGUAGAUAUUAUUCAUCAUGUUGUAGUUCACCUAAGGCCUCUGAUGGGCCUGCUAAAGAGUUGAAGGAGGAGCAGUCGGUAUAUGGAAGUGAUGAAGAGGGAGAUGAUCAGCUUGAGGUGGACAGCGAUGAGGAUUUUAGCGAUGAUGCCAAUGAACAUAUGCACGAAGAGAUGGAAGGUUCAGUUGAUGAGGAGUCGACCAAAUCAGAUGAGGAGUAUGACGAUCUUGCGAUGCAGGAUAUUCAAGAAAAUGGUUACUUCACUGAUCAUGAAUUUAAUCUGAAGCAUAAUCUUCUAUCCACUACCCAACAUGACCAUGAAGACAAGUACAGUCGAAAUUUAGACCGUUUCUUGAGAGACAAAAGUGAGCAGAGCCUGGAUUCGCUGCACACCAACCCAAGUGUCAUCAAAGAAAAUUGGCUCGUGUCCUCUGGAAGCUUGAAAGUCAGAAGACGGUCUCAUAGCAUUUCUAGCUUAGGCAAGGACGGGCCACUUAGUCCCACCCUCAGAAGGAUCGCUGUUACUUUAUCUCUUGAUCAUCCUUGA
This is a messenger RNA of Erigeron canadensis, 2246 nucleotides long. RefSeq names its product P-loop NTPase domain-containing protein LPA1 homolog 2-like. The record is from RefSeq and is a predicted model, not a curated record. Bases 84 to 2246 code for a protein of 720 amino acids. The transcript is spliced from 8 exons. NCBI's taxonomy places the organism in Eukaryota, Viridiplantae, Streptophyta, Magnoliopsida, Asterales, Asteraceae.